Cicer arietinum (chickpea) is the source of this 1751-nucleotide messenger RNA. RefSeq names its product protein IQ-DOMAIN 9. The record is from RefSeq and is a predicted model, not a curated record. Lineage: Eukaryota; Viridiplantae; Streptophyta; Magnoliopsida; Fabales; Fabaceae.
UGCGUGAUUCUAGGAAACAUCAUUUGUUUGUUCAUUCUGGCUUGGUUUGAGAACUUCAUGGAUUUUUUCUUCUUUAAUAUCUUGGUUUAUUUGCUAAUUGAGCUUAUUGAUUCUUCAGAGUAGUGUUGUUGAUCCAUGUUUCUUUAGUGUUCUGUUUGGUGGAAGACAUUAUUUUAAUUUCUUUUACAAGUUUCUUCUUACUUUGCUGUUAUUGUUUGGAAGAAAUAACCGGUUACUUUUUUGGUAUCAAAUCUAAGUCUCUUCUCUAACACUAUUCUACAUUAAUAGCUAUGGGAUAUGUUAAUUUGAAAGAAGUUGCUUCACAUCAAGAAUGGGUUCUGGUUUUUGGUUUAAAACAAUAAUUAGCCUAAGGAAAUCAAAAAGCAGAUCAAAGAAAGCAAAGGGUACCUUAGCUCCAGAGAAGCUAAGCGCAUUGAAAUCGAACAAAUAUACAGGAAAAGAGUCUAGUGGAUUAGCAAAUGGUAUCCAAAAUGAUAAUCUCGUGGCAAUUGAAACUAUUGCUGCAACGAGAAUCCAGACUGCAUUCCGUGCUUAUAAGGCUAGGAAAGCUCUACGACGAUUGAAAGGUUUCACAAAACUGAAGAUUUUAACGCAAGGUUACUCUGUUCAAAAGCAAGCCAGUACAACUAUAACAUACCUUCAUUCAUGGAGCAAGAUACAGGGUGAGAUAAGAGCUCGUCGAAUCUGUAUGGUGACAGAAGACAGGAUCAAGCGGAAGAAACAAGAGUCUCAACUAAAACUUGAGGAAAAGCUCCAUGAUUUGGAGGUUGAAUGGUCUGGCGGUCCUGAAACCAUGGAAGAAACCCUUGGGAGGAUACAUCAUAGAGAAGAAGCAGCUGUAAAGCGUGAAAGAGCCAUGGCUUAUGCCUUUUCUCAUCAGUGGAGGGCAAACUCUAGUCAGAGCCAAGUGCUAGGUAGUUAUGAACUCGGAAAAGCUAACUGGGGUUGGAGCUGGAAGGAACGCUGGAUCGCGGCUCGCCCAUGGGAAAGCCGUGUUGCUAGCAGCACUAGUCCAAAGAAAACUCAAAACAAGCUAUCUUUCAAGGUUCAGAAGAAUAAAAGCACAUCAACUUCUAAAACUUCAGUUUCAGUAACACCUACUUCCUCCAAUGCAAAAGGAACUCCUCCUUUAGGUAAUGCUAAAGGGAGUGCCAAACCUAGGAGAUUGUCUUAUCCAACCACCACAGAGAAGUCUGUGGUGGUUGAAGGAGGAGCGAAGUGAAGUGAAUUGGCAGCAAUGGUUUAUAAGUAUCAAGGGUUUUGUAUAAUUUGAGUUGAGGAGAGUCAAAAUUGUGUUGCAAUUGGUUACAUAAAAUAUAUUUUUGGUAUCACGGUGGUUUGUCAAAAUUAUAGAGAGCCAUUGUAAUUUAACAAAAGUUACAUCUUGUGGCUUUUUGUAAAAUCACGGUGGCCCAUCGUGAUAACAAACAUGCACAAAAUGUAGAGAGUCAAACAUAAGAUCCUGCUUUAUUUAUUCAUUGGAUUGCUUCCUAUUUGUGCAUAUAUAUGAAAUUCAAACAAGUGUCUGAGAAUGGAGUCAACAGACUCUGUAUAUGAGUGUGAUUUGUUGAUUGAUUCUGUUUUUUUAUUUUUUUAUUUUUAUUUUUAUCAUUUGUCAAUUUUGUAUAUUCAACGAAGAGAUACAAAUUGUAGAACGGUACAUUUCGUAUAUUUUUUUACCUCAUAUGUUGUAAUAGAAAAUUUGUAAGAUGUGAUGGUGUUGUUUAUUU